Molecule: messenger RNA, 3645 nt
Organism: Hermetia illucens (black soldier fly)
Lineage: Eukaryota; Metazoa; Arthropoda; Insecta; Diptera; Stratiomyidae
Product: platelet-derived growth factor receptor alpha
Exons: 19
Coding region: 602-2857 (751 amino acids)
Biological process (GO): multicellular organism development; positive regulation of kinase activity; protein phosphorylation
Cellular component (GO): signaling receptor complex
Molecular function (GO): transmembrane receptor protein tyrosine kinase activity; ATP binding
Source: RefSeq, a predicted model, not a curated record
UUUUCGGCGAAAAUCGAAAUUGGCACGGUCGGAUCCAAUGCAGAUGGGAAGGUAUUUUUAGUCUGUUAAGACGGUGUACGUAAUAAAUCACGCUUGGCGAAGACUUUACCGGCUAUUGUUUGGCUUGCGGACUGGAAAUUGUUUAGUACAUUCCCGGAAUACUCGUUAUAAUCCCAAAAUAUAAUUCCAGUGUUUAACCAUUUUUCUGAGAUUUGUGCUCUAUAAAUUCCAUUCUCCUCAUAAGUGAACGCGAAGUUCCCUGAGCUAAUCAUAGAACCUCGGCGAAAAUCAAAUACAAAUUAGUGGAUUACUAUUGUCCCCAGUGUAGUGCUUGAAAAGAUAAAUAUUAAGUAUUUACUCGCAAACGAAGUGAGAUAAAGUUAGCUGAGUAAUUACCGACAAACAGAUAUUGUCGUAGUCAUGUGUACAUACAAAUUGUGAUGGUGUCGAUAUUUGUGGAUACGUCGAACAGUGGAAAAGAUAUUUGGCAAUUCACGUUAACUUUGUGAGUACAACCGAUUGUAUGAUUACUCAUUACGAAACUGUGAGUACCAAUAAAUGCAUGCAACAAUAAAAUGCAUCAGAGAAUUGGGAUGUUACGAUGACUUACAAAAGAGCUGGUGUCGUAUGGUUUCUAAUAAUGUGUUACAUUAAACUCUCAUCCCCAGCUUACACUAAGAAGAACUCGACAGAAUCAAUAGAUGAUUUAGUUACAACACUAUUCAAGGAAGAUGGCAGUCUUUUGUUGAAUUUAAAAUGGCGAGCACGUUUGAACCCUGGUACAAAUUUAGAUGUAAUUAUAAAUCCACGAGGCGAAGGCUGUUCGAAUAAACCAUGCAGCGAAUAUGGACUUCCUGGUAACACAACAGAGAUAACAUUCCCAAAAGAUGUGGGCCAAUUCAUAGAGUAUGGCCAAUGUACCUUCGAACCGGGGUGCUCCUACUUUGUUAAAGUGACAACAGAAAAGCGGCAUAUCCAGAGAAAUUUAACGAUGACAUUACCAGGAGAUUGCUACUUGGGAAUCUGCUCGUGUAGGCACUUCAAAGAUCUACCAAUUCCUGACGUAUCCGCCGGGAUAUUAGACUCAAAUUCUCUAAACAUCAGUUGGACCAUUCCGCCACUGAAAAGCAAGUUACUCGAAAGAAAUGUUACUCUGAAUAGUGUUUUUAUAAGUAUUUCGCAGGGCAAUACGCAAUUACUCACUUGGGGCGGUAAACAGAGUUCCAUUUACAGCCACUUUUAUCCUCUAAAUUUAACAACAUACAACCAUUCAACAACAAGCAAACAUCAUUUCAAUUUGUCAACAAAACUUGUUCCCGGGUCUUACUACAUAAUAAGAGCUCAUAUUGUCGAUGUGAGAGGCUGUAGAAGUCGAGAAAGUAUCUUCACGCUGCCGGUUCGUGUGACAAAGAAUGAAUCCAGACAGUCAACAGAAAGCACGAGUUCGCAAAUUUUCACACUAAUCAUCCCCAUGGUGAUAGCAUUGCUAAUAGUCGUUUGCGUAGGGAACUACGUUUAUAAGCAUACGUGCAAAGUGAAGCCGUCCACAAAUUGGCGUAGUAUCUACAGGAAUACGCCUCCGAAGCUCCCCCCCGACAGUGGUAUCAAUCAAAUAUCGAUGGAGGAAAAUCUUUUGUACAUGGACAAGGAUAUUUUGGAUGCCCAAGAGAAAGGGAAAGCCGAUAUUUUUGAAGUUCCUCACAGUUGCCUAGUGAUUGGGGAGGAAAUCGGGAAGGGCGCUUUCGGCCGGGUCUUCAAAGCAACCGCUCAUAAUUUGUUGCGGCUUCCGGGAACAACAACGGUAGCAGUUAAACAAUUGAAAAAACGACCAACUACCGACGAAGUUGAGGAAUUUCUUGGAGAGAUUCAGACGAUGAAAGAUGUAGGACGCCAUGAGAAUGUCGUCGCCCUGCUGGGUUGCUGCACAAUCAAGGAACCUCUAAUGAUGAUUAUGGAAUAUGUUGGUCACGGUGACUUGUUACAAUAUCUCCGCAAUGUUCGCAAGAAGCAUUUAGAUACUUUUCGAAUACAAACUAAUGGACUCAUCCCGAUGGGUGAAAUUCCUGUGGCUAAUUCGCAACCACCACGGGGGAGAUACUUGGAAUUAAAGCACUCAGCGAGUACAAUAUCCUCGGAUGCUUCGUAUAUAAAACAACCUGAAACGCCGUCUACCCUGAGGCCAUCGGUUACGGAAACCAUGUACACAAUGCUGACACAGAACUCAUCUGACUCAUCCCAGACUACUUUAGAGACCCUAGACUACGUACUUGAUAACAAGGAAUUGCAUAAUUUCGCCUUGCAGAUAGCUAGGGGGAUGCGACAUUUGGAGGAAAAAGGCAUCACCCAUCGGGACUUAGCAGCUAGAAACAUUCUCAUUGAUGCUCGAAAAACCCUAAAAAUAUCGGAUUUCGGAUUAUCGCGAGCUGGUAUUUACGUGAAUACCAAAACAAAAAAGCUGCCGUUAAGAUGGCUUUCUAUUGAAGCAAUACGAGACAAUCUCUACUCGAGCAGUAGCGAUGUUUGGGCAUUUGCAGUGGUUCUAUGGGAAAUUGGUACUCUUGGAGGCUUUCCUUAUCCAACUGUUAACAAUCACGAAAUUCUAGAAUAUUUAUCACAAGGAAAACGGUUAGAUCGUCCGGAAAUCUGUUCAGAAAUACUCUACCAACUCAUGUUGAAAUGUUGGCAUGAAAAUCCUGAAAGCCGGCCGACGUUUGCUGAAAUCGUGAAACAACUUCAACCACAAAACCAGAAAAUCUAUGUGGACUUCAAUUCGCUGGGACCAGACUAUGUAUUUCCACCAACACGUGAACAAGUACUUGAAAGCCGGAUCAACGAACAGGACAAUACUAAGCACUGAUACCAUAGGAACACCUUCACAGAGUCUUACGUAGGUAUUAGCCCGGCUAUUGUGGAAGACAAUAUCUGAUAUUUAGAAACUUGCAAGAGGACACAAAGAUGUCCUUAAAUAUGCAGCAAAUUUGAAGAAAUGAGAGAGAGAGAGUUUCCUUCGCCCAUACAGGGUAUCACUUUUUAAAAUAGAAACCGAACCCGAAUUAUCUAAGUAUAUAUGUACACACAAAUCCUUGAAAUGUUCCAUACAAUUAAGAAACGUUUCCUGCCGGCCCCCUUGAAUGUUCGAAUGGACUGUACAAAAAUGUAUCUAUAAUAUUCUUAGCACUAUCUAUGCGUAUCUUCUUCUAUUGCGUAAAUUAUUUUACUGUUAAGUAACCACCUGAGAAUAUUCAAUAUUUUUUGGAGCCAUUUUUGGAAAAUUACUAUACAAUUUUACACAAUACUGUUAAGCAACAUUUUGUAAAGAGAAUUUAUUUAAAGUUAAAAGGAAGGAGACGAGAUAAUAUAUUUAGGAGAAUUUUCAUUGUAAGCUGUGAUUCUGUGAUUUUAUUGCAUUCAGUUAGUGUGUAAGUAACUUAAGGUAAAUAUGCUUUUAGAAAUCAAUUAUUUAGAAACUGGGUAUUCUAUGUUUUAUGAUUUUUUCCACCAUCUUAGGGUAUAUUUUUUUAGGAGUAAAGUUAGUUAUGUUUAAUUCUAGUUAGAUAGGCUAGAGGGUAUCGAAGGAAAUUAUAGCAUCUUUGAAUAUAUGUCUGAUUGUUGUUGCAAAAAAUAAAACAUUUACUUAAAAGAGUA